CCGGGGUUUCUCAUCUCAAGAAAAGAACCGGGGUUUCUCUACCUCGCCGUCGUAGCCGCCGCCAGCAUGGCUCUCGCUAUCCGGGCCCUCCGUCGCCGCCACCUCCCCCACCCUACCCGGCUCUCCACCUCCGCCUCGUCUCCUGACACCCGCGAGCUCCUCCGCAUAGAGCGCAUCCUACACAACCCCGCCGUCGCUGCCCAACCCCCGAAGCUCCAAGAACACCCACGAGCCGCCGCCGCCGCUGCCAGACUGCAGGACCUCCUUCACAGCACCGCCGGACUCACCGCUGCGGAGUCCGCCUCUCUCCUCCGCCGCCUCCCGGUUUUAGAUACCCAGCCCAGCCUGGCCCUCCUCCUCCAAGAACUCUCCGGCCUGGGCCUCCCAGGCCACGAGGUCAAGGCCGCCCUGGCGUCCGACCCGGACGGGCUCCUCGCCAUGGACCCCGGCGAGCCGUCCCGCCUCCUCGAGUUCCUGGCGGAGCUCCGUUGCCGGAAGGCGGUGAAAGAUCAGGUCCUCGCCCACGGCGUGCUCCGCGCUGCCGUCGCCACCCGGCGGCGGGUGGGACUCCUGCACGCGCGCGGGCUCAUCCGGCGGGACGCGCUGAGGGUGCUCGCCGCUGAGCCGCGGGCGUUGUUGUACUCCCCGGAGGACGUGGAGAGGAAGGUGGAGUUCUUGGUGAACACAAUGGGGUUCGAGGUUGGGUGGUUGGUUCAGUACCCGGAGUUCUUGGGGGUGAACCUCGACAACUGGAUCGUGCCGCGGCACAAUGUGGUGGAGCACUUGAGGUUAGUAGGCGGGCUCGGGGACCCUGUCGAGAUGAAGCAUUAUGUGAGGUUGAGUCGCCGGCGGUUCUACAACAUGUUUGUGAAGCCGUACCCGGAAUGCGAAAGGAUAUUUGGGGGGCUGGUCAGGGAGAGGGAGGAGAUGGUGAGGCGGGGGCAUCCGACGGGGCUCUGGAAGCUGUUUACACCUACGAGGCAUGAUACAACUCAGGAGGAUGUGAAGAACAUGAAGCUUCUUGUGGAAUCACUUCGUUAGAUUUUUUCCCCUUAUUGUUGUUUAUGUGCGGACUUGAUUUACCAUGCAAUAGGCCUGAGAGUGCCGCAAGGAAGUAAAGCAACUCCAACCUCAGAUGCAAAAACUCAGACUAUCCAUCUUGAGGAAUCUGAAUUUGUUCAGACUGGAAGUAUGGGAUUCGUGCUCAACGACUAUCCUGCUUAUGGCGCGAACAGCCGCCACUCAUCAUACCCUGGGGGCACCAGAUGAAUGGAAAAACAGAAGAAACCAGAGCCGAUUAACGUUGCUAAGUAAUUUUCUUCAGAAAUGCAUAUUAUGACGUUCACUACCAUAUGGGAGCUUAAUAGAUGGCAUCAGAUGAGUGCCAGUUGUCGUGGCAUGCGUGUAACAAAAAUCAUUCAAGUUUUUUUUAAUAUGUAUACUUAGCUGGUGCAAACAUAUCAAUUUUAGUGAGCUAAUAAUAUACCAAGAUGCAGAUGAUUUUUUUGUCUAAUUUAUGAAUCAGUGACCAAGUAUGUAAGGCAAAAUCCUUGCCAAAAAUUGGCCAUUGACGCAAACAUAUCGAUUCCAACCUUUGGUUCUCGCUUGUAAUCUUGUAACAGUCGUUGCUUUACUUCCUGUUACCACAAAGGCACAAAAAAGUAAUAAACUAACACAUAUAAUUGGUCA
Messenger RNA from Phragmites australis (common reed), 1689 nucleotides. Its product is annotated as transcription termination factor MTERF15, mitochondrial-like. The transcript has 3 exons. Gene Ontology annotation, molecular function: double-stranded DNA binding. The record is from RefSeq and is a predicted model, not a curated record. Gene Ontology annotation, biological process: regulation of DNA-templated transcription. The coding region runs from base 67 to 1041 and encodes 324 amino acids. Lineage: Eukaryota; Viridiplantae; Streptophyta; Magnoliopsida; Poales; Poaceae.